Messenger RNA from Cercopithifilaria johnstoni, 561 nucleotides. The record is from the annotation of a GenBank genome assembly. NCBI's taxonomy places the organism in Eukaryota, Metazoa, Nematoda, Chromadorea, Rhabditida, Onchocercidae.
AUGUCCCGGGAAAUUUAUGCUCUAUUUAUUAGUCUUAAUAUGGCAUUAAUGGCGCAGUCAAAGGAUAAUCGUAUUAUGACUACUGUUAAGGAGACAAUCCCUGUGGCUGUACAAAAUAAUCUUGAAGAAGUGUCAAUCUUACAUAAAGUAUUUCGAAUCGUAUACAUUGUAAUGCUUACAUUAAUGGGUAUUAUUGCUACUGUAAUGUUCACUAGAAAUAUUCUUGAUUAUAAGAGUGCUCAAAAGCGAUUCCAUCCGAAACCUCGUUCACCAGAAUCGAUCGUUGAAUCAUCCGCUUCUCUUACGGACGGAAAAAUCUAUGAAAAUGGAAAGAAAAAAAAGGAAUCUGCUGCUGUUACCACCAAUUCAAUAUCGAAGGACAGUACGGGAUCGCAGCCAGUAAGUGAUUUCCCGACGCUGAUACCUUCUAAAUCCCGAAGCAGUGCUGGACAGGAUGAUGAUGCUAACAAUGAGAUGUCACUAACGCAGAAACAACGACUUGGGUGGGAUGACGUCGAAAUGAUGCGUCAUGGCCUAAUUAAUAGGUUAGCUAUUUCCUGA